AUGACCCGGAACUCGGACUCUGAAACCAAACCCCGAAAACCGACUCGUACCGGCAUGAGGCUCAUAGUACCCUUACAAGGAAUAGUUCAGGGGAGGGGUGGAUUAAUCCUAGGCUCGCUAAUCCCAUGCGCUUUGGUCUAUUUCCUUCAGCUUUACCUCAAGCGACACCGUUCUUCUAACACUCUGUCGCCGUCCACGUCAGCGGAGAACCUCCCGGAACUGCCUCGCUCUUCAUCACGCGCCAAUUUGCUGACGCGUGGAUCCAUUGGGCGCGUCCCCGUCUCAUCUAGGGCGAGCUCCAUUGCCAAGCCUAAUGAUUGUCCGUAUUACAUUGGAUUGGAUAGGGUCCGAGAGGACCCAUAUGACGAAAUAAAUAACCCGAAUGGGAUAAUUCAGCUCGGGUUAUCCGAAAAUAGGUUAUCUUUAGAUUUGAUUGAGGAGUGGCUUUCGAAAAAUUUGAGUGCUUCAAUGCUCGGAGAAGGGGGCGAUGAUCUGAAUAUUUGUGGAAUUGCGGCAUACCAACCCUCGGAUGGACUGAUGGAGCUGAAAGUGGCCAUGGCAGGUUUUAUGACUGAAAUAAUGGGAAGAACGAUAUCAUUUAAUCCAUCAUCAGUGGUGUUAAUAUCUGGUGCAACUCCUGCACUUGAGAUACUCAGUUUUUGCUUGGCCGACCAAGGGAAUGCAUUCCUUGUUCCCACACCCUAUUAUCCUGGUUUUGAUAGGGACAUGAGAUGGCGAACAGGUGUGGAGCUAAUUCCUGUUCACUGUCGUAGCUGUGAUGACUUCACUUUAAGUAUAAAGGCGCUUGAUCAAGCCUUUAAUCAGGCAAGAAAACGAGGACAAAAGGUCCGUGGAGUACUCAUUUCAAAUCCUUCUAAUCCAGUUGGAAACCUGCUGUCCAUAGAUAUGCUCUACGAUCUCCUAGACUUUGCUAGAGAGAGGAACAUUCAUAUAAUAUCGGAUGAAAUAUUUGCUGGUUCAAUGUAUGGCAACGAGGAAUUUGUAAGCAUGGCGCAGAUACUCAACUCUGAAGAUUCUGACAGGGAUAGGGUUCAUAUCAUAUAUGGGCUGUCCAAAGAUUUCUCUCUCCCUGGUUUCAGAGUCGGAGUUAUAUAUUCCUUCAAUGAAAAUGUUUUGGCUGCUUCCAGGAAAUUAACAAGAUUUGCUUCCAUUUCAGCUCCAACCCAGAGACUAGUAGUUUCGAUGCUUUCUGAUACAAAAUUUACCCGGGAAUACAUGAAGACAAAUAGAGAAAGAAUAAAGAAGAUGCACGAUUUAUUCGUAGAGGGUUUGAGAGAGCUGGGAAUUGAAUCCGCAAAAAGCAGUGCAGGUUUAUAUUGCUGGGUUGAUAUGAGCAGAUUAAUCAGCCCUUACAAUGAGAAAGGGGAGCUUGAGCUCUGGGAUAAACUUUCAAAUAUAGCCAAGAUUAAUGUAACUCCUGGGUCAGCCUGCCAUUGUAUUGAACCUGGAUGGUUCAGAUGCUGUUUUGCAACAUUAAAUGAAAAGCAGAUUCCUCUAGUAAUAGAAAGAAUAUUAACACGUAAUAAUUUAAUAUGCCCACAUCAGAAUGGGAUGAACUGGAGUUUGACUUGUUGCAGCAAAAUAAUUGCAUGA
Messenger RNA from Fraxinus pennsylvanica, 1614 nucleotides. The record is from the annotation of a GenBank genome assembly. NCBI's taxonomy places the organism in Eukaryota, Viridiplantae, Streptophyta, Magnoliopsida, Lamiales, Oleaceae.